AUGGACUGCCGCCCCUUCCACCGCACCGGCGCAGACGCCCAGCGCCUCAAGGCCGCGGCCUUCGAUGACGAUCAGGGCGCGCACGACCGCGUCCGCCGCCGCUACAGCUACGACGACCUCGGGGGCGACUCGGGGCGGCCGGAGGACCUGGGGGCGGCGGUUGGUAGCUUCCUGGAUUCCGAGUGCAAGUGCGCGUUCUGGCUGGCGCCCGAUGGCACGAAGCUGGCGCCGCCGCCGGCGGUGCGCGCCCAGAGAUGA
This is a messenger RNA of Monoraphidium neglectum, 258 nucleotides long. RefSeq lists its product as hypothetical. Lineage: Eukaryota; Viridiplantae; Chlorophyta; Chlorophyceae; Sphaeropleales; Selenastraceae. Bases 1 to 258 code for a protein of 85 amino acids. The record is from RefSeq and is a predicted model, not a curated record. The transcript has a single exon.